AUGCCUUUUGAAAGUUGCCCCCAGGGUAGGCCGAUCAUUUAUCGUGUUUCGGUCAAGAGUCGGACUCGAUUUGUGAGCUCACGUGGCUUGCGAAGAGGUCGCAGCUCGACAGACAUCGUCACAUCGGGGACGAAAUCGCCACUGCAACCGGCGGUCCGGCGGGCUUCGGGUUUGUCGCUCGGUCGCAAGUUGUGAAGGCAACCCCCGAACGCAAGGGGCCACAGCACGUGCGAGCGCCCUCCGUUCCGCGGCCCGCCGUUCCGCCACGCCCGGCGACUUCGCGAGCGAAUCGGUUACCCGAGCACAAGGCAGCCAGUGCCAGGCUUCAGUUCCAGUCGGGCUCUUGAGCUGAUCUGCUCCGUUGACCACUUACACCUUCCCCUUGGUAAAGAUGUGAGUUCAGAUGCCUUUGAAGGAACUCAACUGGAACUGCAGCUAAAACGAUUUGUCCUGCUCUUCCCACGUCCUCCGUUGUGGCCCGCUCCUGAUCGACCGGAUCGCUGCUGCUGCUGCUGCUGCUCACCCGCCCCUCGCCGUAACUCUGGGGCUCAUUGCCGCGUGGCCGUCGUUUUGGUCGUCAUCGUCGCCGCUGUCGCGUUGCUGCUCGCCCCGUGUUUAUUUGCGACCCUCAACACUCGCGAGGGUCCUACCUACUCUACCCGUCAUUGCCGGAGGUAUCGCCGCUGCGGCGUACCUCGAUGCCAAACACUUCAUCGCCGCCGACCUCGUCAAGGCGCGCGCGCUGCUCGACGUCACCGUCAGCCUCAAGCGCAACAACGCGCGCGACCGCAACUCGAUCUACUACAUCUUCAACGACAACGUCGCCAAGCUCAAGGAUCAGGAGUGCUACGUCUGCGAGAACGUCAGGCUCACGUGGGGUCAGGUCGACAAGAGUAAGUCGUCAUCUACACUUGAUCUCGUCGCUCGAAUCCUCCUCGUGCUGGUUACUGACCGACUCAUCUUCUGCCGUCGCGGCCCGGACGAACCGAUUCUUCAUCUAUCUUGUAGAGGCGAACCAGUUCGCACACUGGCUCCUCUCGCGUGGUCUCAAGCGAGGUGACACCGUGGCUUUGUAUAUGCCCAACAAGCCCGCGUUCGUGAUCAUCUUCCUCGCCUGCCUCGCGAUCGACGUCGUCCCCGCCUUCAUCAACUACAACCUCGAGGACGAUGGGUUGAGGCACUGCGUCUCGGUCGCCAAGGCCCAAAUGAUCAUCUACGAAUCGACCCUCUCGGCCUCGAUUGCUGGUGUCGCCGAGGCGUUGCGUCAAACGAACCCUCGGUUGCAGUUCGUCAACUGGGUUGAUAACUUUUCUUCGGGGGGUGAAAAGGCUGGCGCCGUCAUCAAGGAUUCGGUCACGCUCAACCUCCCCAAGGCGCUCGACCACAUGAGUCGCGAUCGAAUUCCUGACCAGCAGCGAUCCGGUUUGACGUGGCAGUCACCGGCUUGUUUGAUUUACACUUCUGGUGCGUAGUCACGCUCUCAGCUUUGGCCAUGAGCUGGCCCUGAUCGCAAGCGUGAACUUGCACAGGUACGACCGGCCUUCCGAAAGCCGCCAUCGUUACUCAUGGACGAUCAGCAACUGCUUUCAAGGUGAGGAGUUACCUCAUUUGCCACUGUGAUGAGACAGGGCUCUAACGGGAUCGUCCUUCCCUUCGACGGCAGAUGUGGACCCGCAUCAACCACUUUGGGACCAAGACCCGCAUCUACACCCCGAUGCCCUUGUACCACUCGACCGCGAUGUUGCUCGCCAUCGGUGCCGCAUGGAAUGCCGGAGCGACGGUCAUCAUCGGUCGUAAAUUCUCCGCCUCUACGUUCUGGAAGGAUGUGCGCGAAUCCAACGCCAACGUCAUCCAAUACGUCGGCGAGGUCCUACGUUACCUCCUCGCGGUCCCACCUUCGGCGCUGGACAAGGAACACAACGUCAAACUCGCGUACGGCAACGGUUGCCGUCCCGACGUUUGGAACAAAUUCCGUGAUCGUUUCGGCGUCGACGUCAUCUCCGAAUUCUUCGCCUCGUCCGAAGGAAACGGCUCUUUGUACAAUUACAACGGCAACAACUUUGGUGCCGGCGCGGUCGGUCACGAAGGCACCUUGGCACGUUGGGCUCGUCGAGGCAAGCAAGCGAUCGUCAAGGUCGAUUCGUUGACUGAGGAACCUUACCGUAACGAAAAGGGUCUCUGCGUCCGAACCGACGACGACGAACCGGGAGAGUUGUUGUGCCAGAUCGACCCCGAUUCCCCCUUCAUGUCCUUCGCCGGUUACUACGGCAACGACGGCGCGACGCAAAAGAAGAUCAUGCGUGACGUCUUUAGCAAGGGUGAUGCCUACUUCCGUACAGGAGAUCUGUUGUCGAGGAGUAAGGAGGGCUUUUACUACUUUGCCGAUCGACUUGGGGAUACGUUCCGCUGGAAGUCGGAGAACGUCUCAACCACGGCCGUCUCGGAGGCGAUGGGUGCGAUCGUCGAUGAGGCCAACGUUUAUGGUGUUUUAGGUAAGCCAUCUUCUUAGGGUCGGACGCUCUGAUACUGACGAUCGCCUGUGUAACUAUUUUCUCCUCAGUUCCUUCCCACGAAGGCCGAGCCGGCUGCGCUGCGAUCCCCGCCACCUCCCAAGUCGACUUCGAGAAGCUGUCCGUGCACGUUCAAAAAGUGUUACCCAAAUACGCGCAACCGCUCUUCAUCCGCAUCGUACAAAAGAUGGAAUCGACGGGGACGGAGAAACAACUCAAGGUCGCGUUGAGGAAUGAGGGUAUUGAUCCGGCUAAAGUUUCGGAUCCGGUUUAUUGGCUCAGUGGAGGGAAGUACAAACCUUUCACUAAGACGGAGUGGGAGUCGUUGCAAGGUGGGAAAGUCAAGCUUUGA
Molecule: messenger RNA, 2862 nt
Organism: Microbotryum saponariae
Lineage: Eukaryota; Fungi; Basidiomycota; Microbotryomycetes; Microbotryales; Microbotryaceae
Source: the annotation of a GenBank genome assembly